UUGACACUUCGCCGUGACGUGGUUCAUCGUGCUGAUCGUUCUGGGGCUUGGUGAACUUUCAAUAGUGGAAAUACUGGGUACCUUUCAACCGAGGCCCUCUCGUCAUAUAACAACCUGAUCCCGAUCCAUCAAUCCGGGAGUUUCCUGGGUAUCGUGACCUCUUGCCAUUGAAUCACCAUCGUCUACCCGAAACCGCUUCUCAUCAUCGAUCUGUCCUAGAUUACCUUCAACAUGGCGGACACAAACGGCAGCGGCAACGGCAACGGCAACACCGUGGGAGUCGGGACGGAGAACAUCAACACUGAAAUCAUCACGUUGACGCGGUUCCUGACCGAAGAGCAAACCAAGCACAAGGAGGCUACCGGUGACUUCACAUUACUGUGCCAUGCCCUCCAAUUCGCAUUCAAGAGUAUAGCCUACUACAUCCGCCGCUCCACCCUCAUCAACCUCACCGGCCUCGCCGGCUCCUCCAACACUACCGGCGACGACCAAAAGAAACUCGACGUCAUCGGCAACGACAUCUUCAUCGCUGCCAUGCGCUCCUGCGCGCGCGUCCGCGUCCUCGUGUCCGAAGAAGAAGAAGAAUGCAUCGUAUUCCCCGCCGGCCCGAACGCACGCUACGCCGUCGUCUGCGACCCCAUCGACGGGUCCUCGAACCUCGACGCCGGUGUCUCCGUCGGCACCAUCUUCGGCGUGUAUCUCCUCGGCGAGGACGCCGCGGGGACGAAGGAGGAUCUGCUGAAGCCCGGGUCCGAGCUGGUGGCGAGCGGGUUCACGAUGUAUGGCGCAUCGGCGCAGUUGGUGAUCACGAUGCGGGGGGGCGGGGUGAAUGGGUUUACGCUGGACAAUGCGUUGGGGGAGUUUAUCCUGACGCAUCCGGAGAUGCGGAUUCCAAAGACGCGGGCGAUUUACUCGGUCAAUGAAGGGAAUAGUCUGUAUUGGGAAGAGCCAGUGAAGGAAUAUGUGAAUAGCUUGAAGUAUCCGGGCGAGGGCGGGAAGCCGUACAGCGCGAGGUAUAUUGGGUCCAUGGUGGCGGAUGCGUACCGUACGCUGUUGUAUGGAGGCAUCUUCGCGUAUCCGGCGGAUAAGAAGAGCCCGAAGGGCAAGUUGAGGAUUCUAUACGAGUGCGCGCCUAUGGGGUUGGUGUUUGAGAACGCCGGUGGUCAGGCGAUCGAUAGCAACAUGAAGAGGAUGCUCGACGUCGUGCCGGAGCACAUCCAUGAUCGAUCGGGCAUCUUCAUGGGCAGCUGGGACGAGGUGCAGAAGGUGGUUGACAUCCACAAGAAGCACGGAUAUUAGACGAACAGUGAGAUGAAGCAACGUGAUGGAGACAGGAACCACUGCUCAUCGAGUGAAGAUGCCUGAUGAACCGACAUCGGUGAUAGGAGAACCUGCUACUGGCAGGUAUACAACAAAACAAAUUGAGGCCAUCCACAUACCUCCAAGGAAUGACCAAUGAUAGCCAAACAGGCAAAAGUCACAUAUAACCGAAAUAUAUACUUCCCAAUAUUCUCUUGAACCCGUCUCGACUCUCAAGAGAAAUCGAAGCUUUCCUCUGGCGUCCGCUUGGCGAUAGACAAGAUAAAUCCCGCAUUACCGACGGCCGUUGAUGCGCCUGUCAUGCACGACCAAACCGUCACGGAUUGAGCACCAAUCACCCCCCAACCACCCAACAUCGUCCGUUGCCAGUUGCCGGCCACUUGACAUGGUCAGAAAUGUGACCAACAUUGAGGAGUGACGGGACUGCAGAUAAAUUGGCCCCGGUUGGAGCCCUAUCG
Eremomyces bilateralis CBS 781.70 is the source of this 1778-nucleotide messenger RNA. RefSeq names its product inositol phosphatase. Bases 232 to 1299 code for a protein of 355 amino acids. Gene Ontology annotation, biological process: gluconeogenesis; fructose 1,6-bisphosphate metabolic process; fructose 6-phosphate metabolic process. Gene Ontology annotation, molecular function: fructose 1,6-bisphosphate 1-phosphatase activity. The transcript has 5 exons. Gene Ontology annotation, cellular component: cytosol; cytoplasm. Lineage: Eukaryota; Fungi; Ascomycota; Dothideomycetes; Eremomycetales; Eremomycetaceae. The record is from RefSeq and is a predicted model, not a curated record.